Triticum aestivum (bread wheat) is the source of this 1340-nucleotide messenger RNA. RefSeq names its product protein TRI1. Lineage: Eukaryota; Viridiplantae; Streptophyta; Magnoliopsida; Poales; Poaceae. The transcript is spliced from 2 exons. The record is from RefSeq and is a predicted model, not a curated record. Bases 545 to 976 code for a protein of 143 amino acids.
CUCCGAUGAGAGCCCUCCACCGUAGCAUAUCCUCUAGCCACACCGCUCUCUGGUCCUUUUUCUCCUCCAACCAGCGGAACCCACUGCCACAACCGUGGGGCUACGAGCAGCGCCAGAUCGCGGGGGUGCGGGUGAGCGGGCCGCGGUGGUGGUGCUAGGCGUCAAGCGCCGGAGAUGGAAGCUGCGACCAAGGGCUGCCGGCAACUAGUGUUUUUUGCUGCAAGCUGCGACGUGCAGACGACUGUGGGUGAAGCUCGCCAGCGAGUGCUACAAACACAUCGGCUAAAUGUUGGAAUCAGCGCAAUUUUCUGCUUCCACAGAUGAUUUAGUUUACUGGAACCAGAUCCAAAUUUCCAUUGUUUGCGACGCAAAAGGGACAGGUCUCCUCCUUCCCCACGGCCAAGUCCAAGGCUCCAAAUACAAAAUGGGCUCCAGGCCUUCUCCCAAACCCUAAACCUCGCAAAACCCUCCGCCCUACCCGCUCCCCGCUCCCUCGCCGCACACCACCGCCGAAGCGGAGCGCGGAGAGACCCACCCCACGGCGAUGUCGACGGCGGCGGCUACGGUGUUCCGCGGGUGCCGGGCCCUCAUGUCCUCGUCGGCGGCGGCAAAGGGGGGCAAGAAGACCGCAUCAGCGGCGGCGGCGGCGGCAAAGGGGGCCAAGAAGCCCGCGUCAGCGGCCGCGAAACCCAAGGCGGCCAAGAAGCCGGUGGAUCCGAACAAUCUCCGCGGGAUCAUGAGGCCGGUGCCGGUCUCGGAUGCCCUGCGCAAGUUCGGCGGCGCCGCUCACAUCUCCCGCUCCGGCGUCCUCAAGAUCGUCUGGGACUACAUCAAGGCCAACGACCUCCAGAACCCACUGAACAAGAGGGAGAUCAUCUGCGACGAGAAGCUCAAAACCAUCUUCCCUGGGAGGGACACGGUUCAUAUGAUGGAGGUCACCAAGCUCUUGUCCCCUCAUUUCGUGAAGACUAUCUAAGGCUGUCGAGUGGGGGGCCAACGCUGGUGCUUUCUGCCCAGGGCUAGCGUUGGAAUGGAAGGCUUCUUUUUCGAUCCCUGUCCAAGUCAAGGUUCUUCUAGGUAGUUAAGUUAAUAUGGAGUUCAGACUUCAGACUUUGGUCGCCAUUUAAGGGUUGGGGGCUCGGUGAUGCAUGUAAGAAGGAUUCCCUGUGUUUUGUGGUUCGUAGCUCCUGCCAUCCUGAGAGGGCACCCACAUGCACAUGCACGUUGAUGUGGCUCGGUGUUUUUAGUCUGUUAAUUCCACUUUGCCCUUGUUGUGUAUAUCAUGCUGGUCUCUUGGUUGCAGUGGAUUGUGAAUUUGUGAUAAGCUGAUUGUGGUCAAA